AUGGCGUUUGCAAACGAACCGACCGAUGAUAGCUUGGGGAGCUCGCUUCCGUUUGCAGCGCCCACAACACGCCGUUGGCUGAUGACGAAGCAGGCGCGGAAUGGAGGCCGGAUGCCCGUGACACACUUGAGUGUAGUUGUGAAGUCGAUAUAUGCGUGUUUGCCUCUGCCGAUGCUUACAUGCGCUGUAGCAAACGCCUUUUCUCAACUGCUGAGGUCUUCCGAUCAACAAACGCAGACUGCCUGGGAUGCCGCGCCGACGUUGAUAGCUUCCAGUACCGAAAGCUCGAUAAUGGUGCUGCCACUGGCUUCUGCCCGAUGCAGAUCGCCAUGA
This is a messenger RNA of Colletotrichum costaricense, 333 nucleotides long. RefSeq lists its product as uncharacterized. The record is from RefSeq and is a predicted model, not a curated record. Bases 1 to 333 code for a protein of 110 amino acids. The transcript is spliced from 2 exons. NCBI's taxonomy places the organism in Eukaryota, Fungi, Ascomycota, Sordariomycetes, Glomerellales, Glomerellaceae.